Molecule: messenger RNA, 2545 nt
Organism: Hipposideros armiger (great roundleaf bat)
Lineage: Eukaryota; Metazoa; Chordata; Mammalia; Chiroptera; Hipposideridae
Gene: DNAAF11
Product: dynein axonemal assembly factor 11
Exons: 12
Coding region: 530-1963 (477 amino acids)
Biological process (GO): outer dynein arm assembly
Cellular component (GO): cytoplasm
Molecular function (GO): protein binding
Source: RefSeq, a predicted model, not a curated record
CGGCCGAGGUUAUUAUUCCUCAUCUUACAGAGGGGGAAACUGAGGCUAAGGAAGUUUAAGGUCACAGCGCUAGUAAAUAGAGCGGGGGCCAAAUCCAGAUCUCCUGGCUCUGGAAGGUGUUAAAUAAAACACAAAGAGGAAAGAAACGGUCCGGGGGAGGGUAAGAGGCGCGCACGCCAGCAGGCAGGUCCCAUCAGGAAAGGAGCGUCCUGUAGUUUCUCGGUCCAGUCUGGCCAGGUGGUUUGGCGAGAGGGAAGCAAUGUGAGGAAGGCAGACGGUGGAGACGUGGACGUGGGCGAGGCCUGGGGUGCGGGGAGCCCCUGUCUCCUCCCCGCAGCCCCUCCACCUCGGAGCCUUACCUUCCUGCUCCGCCUGAGCGCAGGAAACGCGGCGCCGCGUGGUCCCGCGCGGCCUCCGUAGGGACCCCGUUGCCAUGGCUCCCAAGAGCCGGCGCGGACGCGCAGAGACGUGACCGGGCAGCGUGAGGGGUGUCCUGGAGGGUCCGAGGCCCACGCACGGGAGAGGCGCCAUGGGCCGGAUCACAGAAGACCUUAUCAGACGGAAUGCUGAGCACAAUGACUGCAUAAUUUUUUCCCUGGAGGAGCUCUCCUUGCAUCAGCAGGAAAUAGAAAGGCUAGAACAUAUUGACAAAUGGUGCCGGGAUUUGAAAAUCCUCUACCUUCAAAAUAAUCUCAUUGGGAAAAUUGAAAAUGUUAGCAAACUCAAGAAACUUGAAUAUUUGAAUUUAGCUUUAAACAACAUUGAAAAAAUUGAAAAUUUGGAAGGAUGUGAAGGGCUGACGAAACUUGACUUGACCGUAAAUUUCAUUGGCGAGCUGAGCAGCGUUAAAACCCUGCAGCACAAUAUCCACCUGAAGGAGCUGUUUCUCAUGGGAAACCCAUGUGCUGACUUUGACGGCUACCGGCCAUUUGUGGUGGCCACUCUGCAACAAUUAAAGUGGUUGGACGGUAAAGAAAUAGAACGUUCAGAAAGGAUUCAGGCAUUACAGAACUUUCCAGUAAUUGAACGACAAAUCAGAGAGCAGGAGAAAGCUUACUGCCUCAGACGAGCCCAAGACAAGGAAGAGGCCCAGAGGAAACUGCAGGAAGAGAAUGAAAACAAAGAAAAGAAAAGCCACCCAGGUUUUGAUGGAUGUUUGUUCACUGACAUCGCUUCUACUCUCCCACCUUCUGUAGAGAGCAAAGACCGCCUCCAGGCACCAGAAAUGCAAGAAGGGGAAUAUAACAAAAAGAAACUAGAUGACUGUGAGGAUGACCUGGAAUUCUGGAACAAACCCUCUUUAUUUACUCCUGAAUCUAGAUUGGAAACUCUUAGACAUAUUGAAAAACAACGGAAAGACCAAGAAAAAUUAAGUGAAAAAAAGAAGAAAGUGAAGCUGCCCAGGACACUGAUCACUGAAGACGGGAAAGCGCUGAACGUAAACGAGCCCAAGUACGUGAGGCCGUAUGGCGACUUCGAAGCAAAACAUGAUGAAAAACGUAACCAGAUCAUGCUGGACCUUGCUGUGUAUAGGUAUAUGGAUACCUCUUUAAUCGAUGUGGAUGUGCAGCCAACUUACGUGCGAGUGAUGGUCAAAGGAAAGCCAUUUCAGCUUGUCCUUCCGGCGGAAGUGAGACCUGACAGCAGCUCUGUGAAAAGAUCUCAGACAACCGGGCAUUUGCUCAUCUGCAUGCCCAAGGCAGGAGAAGUAAUUACAGGCAGCCAUCGAACGCCGAAGCCUGUGAAAAGUACUUCGGACAGCAGCAUGGAGCAAACAAAAGAAAGAAGCAAGCAAGUUGAGAGGCUAGAAGUGGACCCUAGCAAGCAUUCCUUCCCUGAUGUGGCUAACAUAGUUCAAGGGAACAAACAUGCGUCCCGAAGAGUCCGACCUGAGCCCACAGUUAUACCAAGUGAGGAAGACCCAGACUUUGAAGAUAACCCGGAAGUGCCCCCGUUGAUUUGAAACGUGGGGCUGCAGUGACUGUGACCUGGCAGACCCAGCUUUGCUCAGUGCAGAGACUGUCCGCAUGUCAUUUAGGGGGUGAACCCCGAGUUGUGUGUCAGCAUCAGCACUCCCGUGUUUUAGCUCUUCCCCUCUACAGUAAAUGCUUACGCUAGUUUAAAAUGAAAAGGUGCGCCUUAAGUAUGCUUUAGCUCAUCAUUUGUCUAGAAUGAAGUGUUGGCUAGUGAAAUGUUCAGUAAAUCAUAGGACUAACCUAACGCAGUUAUCCCUUAAAUAACUGAAAACAAUGCUGUUAUGGACUGAAUAUCAUCUUCCCAAUUCAUGUGCGGAAGCCCUAACCCCCUGGGGACUUUGGGCGGUAAUUAGGUUUUAGACGAGGUCAUGAGGAUGGGGCCCCCAUGAAGGGGUUAGUGUCCUUAGGAGAGGAAAGGAGACCACAGUGCCCUGCCGCCCUCCCUCCUUCCACCAUGUGAGGUCUCAGCAAGAAGCCAGCCAUCUGCCAGCCAGGAAGAGGGCCCUCACCAGGAACCGAACCUGCCAGCACCCUGACCUUGGCCUUCCCAGCCUCCAAAGCUGUGAGAA